AGUAAGUUUGAAAGCUACGGAACAGCACCAUGUCUCCCUUCACCAUGUUCGUCCUCUGUCUCCAGCUCUGCCUGAUCCAGUCCGUGCUGAGCCAGAAAUGCUGCGGCUCAGGCAGCAGCUACGGUUCCAGCUCCGGCAGCGGUUGCGGCUCGUACGGCGGGCAGGGCUGCGGACAGGUGGGCGCGGCCGGCACCAUCGACGCGUGCGGCACCACCUGCGUCACCGGCGCCGUGCCCGUGCUCGGCUCCGUCUGCUUCGGCGGCUGCGCGCCCGCAUGCGGCUCCGUCUCCAUCUGCGGACAGUGCGGAUGCGGAUGCAACUAAAUUAUACACUCUCGACGAUUAUCCGAUUCAUUUGAACGCGUGACUUGAAAUAAAGCAAUUGUAAAAAAAACA
This is a messenger RNA of Cydia splendana, 395 nucleotides long. Its product is annotated as chorion class high-cysteine HCA protein 12-like. NCBI's taxonomy places the organism in Eukaryota, Metazoa, Arthropoda, Insecta, Lepidoptera, Tortricidae. The transcript is spliced from 2 exons. The coding region runs from base 30 to 323 and encodes 97 amino acids. The record is from RefSeq and is a predicted model, not a curated record.